AUGACAGCAAAAGCAAUUGCCCGAUUCGCCAAAAAAGUCGAAAUAGAAAAUGGUAAGAAACGACGAGUCGUGAGACUCAUUCAAAAAGAUGGACAGGCAACUGACUACACUUCGAAGCACAAGUUGAUAAAGGGAAUAAAAAAGGAAUUGAAGGAGGAGCCAGUCGAUUUGAAUUAUGCACUGAGGCAAAUUAAAGAAGACGGAGAUGAUGCGGAAAAGGACAGAUUUGUGAUAACAAUCGGGGAUAUAGAACCGCAAAAACAAAAAUUCAACAUCAACCAUCUCGCGAUUGUUCAAAAGAACGCAUCAGAAUGUGUCGACUCACUCGAAACAAUCCGGCCGCUUUAUGAUAUUCAGCAUAUCGAGCAAAUUUUGGACAAAGAUGCCUAUCAAAAAUAUGUCUACGGCCUCGGGUACUGCCCAACUACAACGGAAAGAGCAAUAACCACAACUGUUCCUCCGAAGUCAAUGAAACAGGCAACGCUGCCGACACUGGACGAGGUGUGGGAUGACUAA
This is a messenger RNA of Oikopleura dioica, 516 nucleotides long. The record is from the annotation of a GenBank genome assembly. Lineage: Eukaryota; Metazoa; Chordata; Appendicularia; Copelata; Oikopleuridae.